UGGUAAAAUACAUGAUGGGGAAAUACUGCUUGAAGUAAAUGAUCAAGCAGUGGUUGGAUUGACGUUGUAUGAUCUCAACAACUUGAUAAAACAAGCACGAGACCCUGUUCGAUUUAAAACUGUAAAAGAAGGUCAAACACUUACCAAGGACCUCAAGCUCUAUUUGAGCCAGCGGUUCAACAAAGGCACAGUUGACCACAAGCUACAAGCAGCGAUACGGGAUAAUCUUUAUCUCAGGACACUUCCCUGCACCACGAGAUCACUGAGGGAAGGUGAGCAAGAUGGGGUAGAUUAUACUUUCCUGAGCGAGGAGCAAUUUCAUGAACUGGAAAAAUCAGGAGCACUGUUAGAAAGUGGUGUGUACGAAGGAAACUACUACGGGACUCCCAAACCCCCUCCUGUCCCUCUCUCCCCUCCAAUUGUACGAAGAUCAAACUCCGCUAAUGACCUUCCAGGGAUGCAUCCCUCCUCUGAUGGGAAGAGGCGGAGGAACAGAUCAAAUAUCGAACAACAGUCAUCUUCUUCCGGGUCUACUCCACGACGAAACCAUGUUUUUCCACCCAACAAUAAAGAUGGAGAUAAGAAAACAUUAUCUGUGACCACCAAGGAGUCUUCAAAUCCUAAUGGAGACUUAACACCUGCUGAAUCUCCGAAGAAAGAAACCUCAAUCCCACACGACCAACAAAAUUCGGAUAAAAUUCUUGGCCCGUUACCUGAAGGUUGGGAGAUGGGGCAAACCGAGAAUGGAGAUUGUUACUUUAUAGAUCACAUCGGGAAGAAAACUUCGUGGGUUGAUCCUCGCUUGGAGAAAAUGAACAGAAAGAGUUUGCUCGACUGUGAGGAUGAUGAACUUCCUUAUGGUUGGGAAAAAGUUGAAGAUGCUCAAUUCGGCCUCUACUUUGUUGACCACAUCGAUAAGAAAACCCAGUUUGAGAAUCCUGUCAUCCAAGCCAAGAGGGAAGCAGGGAAGUCCAUGGAGCAUCCGGACCUUCCCUCUCCUCCACAGAGUGAUAAUGAGGAACAAAAUGGAUCAGAAUUACAUCCUCAGAAGAAUACAAAUAGUGACGAUUCCUUUCAAGACAACAUGAGCUCCCAAGAAAAUUAUGUUUUCACUCGUGACCCCUCCAAAUUGAAGGGGGUUUCCCACUUAGUCCCCAUCGAGAAAAGUCGGCGUGGGUUCGGGUUCACUAUAGUGGGGGGUGACGACCCGGAAGAAUUUCUUCAAAUUAAAAGCGUUGUUUCUGAUGGUGCAGCUGCCAAGAGUGGAAACAUUGAACAAGGUGACGUAAUUGUCAAAGUAAACGACACUUGUGUUCUGGGAUGGACUCAUCCUGACGUAGUGAAGCUUUUUCAAGCCAUUCCCGUCGGUCAAAUAGUUACACUACAGCUUUGCAGGGGUUACCCACUGAUAAUUGACUCAGAUGACCCAAGCACCAACCUCUUAACCACGUAUGCUAUUCGACCUGAAGAUAAACCAACCGAGGAAUUUAAUCGACAGCUUCGGUUGUUGAACACGCAACUGGACGAUGGAUCUGAAGUAAUGGGGGAUAUGAAUGGUGAAGCACUGAUGUCAAGUCCUUCCAAAUCAAUGCCCAACAUAGCUGAUCAUCCAAAUACUUACUAUCCAAACUAUGGACAACACAACAUAGGAAUGUUACCACAAUCUACUGGCUUCCCUACAAGAGCUGGCAGCAUGGGAGCGCUCCCUGCACCCCUAGUAAUGCAGGUGAUUAUAAAAAAGGGUGAACAAGGGUUUGGCUUCACAAUAUCUGACAGUCCACAAGGCCAACGUGUCAAGCAAGUACUUGAGGCUCAACGCUGUCAUGAAUUAAUGGAAGGUGACAUUCUGCUUGAAAUAAAUGGCACCACAGUUCAAAACAUGCCACACAACAACGUCGUCCAUAUCCUGAAGGAUUGCCCCAGCAACGCUGCUGCUAUUUUCGUCAUACAGCGAGGACCCCUUUCCACCCCCAUGUAUGACCCCGAAGCACUCAUGGGUUACCAACCUGGGUUCGCUAACGGGGUUUCCCAUCACCCUCAUGCUUUCCAGAACCACAACCAAGCUAUAAGGGCAAGGAUGAAGAGAUCAACCACUGAACCAGGACUUGGGAGUGAAAAUGGCUCCGUUGUCUCCGCACCCCCCAGCAGUUCACUUGGGCCACCUACAUCCCAACACCCUGUUAAUGCAUUGUUAUCGGAAUAUAGAACCAAACACCAUCCUGCCAACAUAAGACAGGACAAUUAUGGAAUACCAGUGACUUAUCACCCUUAUCGGGGCCAGACCAUCUACCAUGACCCAUAUGUAGUGACUCCGCAAACCGACAACUACAUCUACCUCACUGUAGUCCUCAGGAGGGAGGAGACGGGAUUUGGGUUCCGGAUUUUAGGAGGAAACUUCCAAGAUGAGAGCGUAACGAUAGGGCAGAUAGUCAAAAGUGGUGCUGCUGAUAAAGAAGGAACGUUAAGAACAGGUGACGAACUUUUAACAGUGGAUGGCAAGAAAGUGACAAGGAUUGGUCAUAACCAGGUUAUUGCAUUGAUGGGAAACGCGGCACGUAACGCGGUUGUCCAACUUGGUAUCCGACGCAAAGAAACAUGUACAGCUGCUAUAAACCUUCCCCAUAGUAGGGGUCCUGUCAUGAACCCCCGUUCUUCCUCUCGCCCCAGCAGUAGGGGGCCCCCUAACACUCCAGUCAAUGAGGGCCAACCAUUCGACAUUAUUAUUCACCGACGAGAGCAUGAGGGUUUCGGGUUCGUGAUUAUUUCUUCGGUAAAAACUUCAAUCACAGGGUUCCAGGCUCCUCAUAAGAUUGGUCGUAUUAUUGACGGUUCCCCAGCAGCACGGUGUGGACACUUGCGCGUCGGCGACCGAAUCCUCGCUGUGAACAACGUGGACAUCACCCAUUUACACCAUGGACAAAUUGUCAACCUCAUCAAGGAUUCUGGAUUCUCCAUAGCUUUGCAUGUCCUUCCCAUUGAAGCGGACUUGGAUAACUCUAACAGGGGCUCACAGAGCGAUAGUGAAUGUUUCUACGUUGAGUUACCAAGAUCAAACAAAGGUUUUGGGUUUGGUAUUCGAGGUGGGAAAGAAUAUAACUUGCCUUUGUAUGUCCUACGUGUUGCUAAAGAUGGCCCAGCUGCUGAAUCGGGUCAAAUAAGGGUUGGUGAUAUAUUAAUGGAAAUAAACGGGAAAAGUACGAUAGACAUUCCUCACUCCCAAGCAAUCAACCUUAUAAAGCAGGGAGGAUCAGUUGUGAAGCUUCUACUUAAACAUGGUGAUGGAAAUGUACCUGAACUUGGAACUCCUGAUAACUCUACAGUGAGCGGAACUCGCAGCCGGAGCAUGAAUAACCUGCUUUACCCAACGAACCCGUGACAUUUCUGUGUUGUAUGUCCUGGAGCAAACCCUAGUGGCAGCAUGCAGUCCCUCUCCUCUAGCGCCCUCUCUGGCUCAGAUGCGGCCAACCGAGCAGCCCAACUCAUGCACUUUUGCCACCCAGAAAAGGUGGAACGUCCACCACCUUCAAGCCACUCAUCUUCAAAAGGCAAACCCCCACCUACAUUGCCCAAACCACAAACGCACAACAACUCAGUUCGACAGCUUCGCCGACGUGCAAACUCAUCAGGCCAGGUACUUCCACCUGACCCAAACCAACCACAAUCAACCCAGCUUCGUAGAUCCAUGACCCCCAACCCAGCAAAAUCACCUCGAGAACCUAUACCCAUUUCUCCUAAUAGUGACGUUGCUGCUCCCACACCACAACCUGAGCUCCAAAAAGCAGCAAACUCCCACCCAGAACAACAUUUCUCUAACACAAAGUCUCCAGAACCUGUUGAAACCAACCACGGUCCACCCUCUUCUAACGGCCUCACUUCUCCCACAAAUUCCAAGAGCAGUGAAAAGCUGAGCUCCCCGGACAAGUCCACAGACACAGAAACCACAUCUCCAACAAGCUCCACACCAACUGAAGAAAACAAGAAAAAGUCAAAAAAAUCAACCAAAUCCAACAAAAAAUCCAGCAAAGUUGGCCUCUGGCUUUCACCCAAGAAAAAACAGAAGUAGGCCAAAAAACAUUGCUGCUUACAAUUAUAUCAUUUUUGUUACAUCAGUAUACAGUUCAUUCAUAUGCUUGACAAUUCCAAAUUUGUGUACAUUAUUCAUACCACAAUCAAACUGUUUCUACUCGUGAAUUAUUCUUUGUUUAUGGUGCUGAUAUCAAAGUGAACCCGGUGCAGAUGAAAACGGUACUUUUAUGAAAUUCAAACUCAGCGUUUUGCACUUUCCAAUUUUUUCCAUCUUAACAUUGUAAGCUUUGUGGAACCACUGAAUUUAAUUCUUAUAGACUGGCUGGUAGCACUUUAUAAUACACCACUGUUACACACUAGUAACUAGUUUUGAUAAUUCAAUUGGAUUCCACUUCUAAAAUGUGCAGCUUUUUGCGAUACCCACAUUGUCCAUUUCCCACAAAAUUUGCACAAACCUUUAAAGUUUCUAGUCAUUUCCAACCAUCCAAUAAAAAUCAUUGUUGUCUUUAUAAUUGCUUACAUUGUAUGAUGCAGUUGGUGCUACCAUUUUUUUCUAUUUAAGUUUGUAAAUAAGUGUAAACCAUUUGAGUAUUCUAACUCAGUACACAUGUCUGCCAUUGAGUUCUGCAUUUUAUGAUUCUCUGUAUACGAACACGAGUAUUAUAUUAUCAACUUUUUUAUCUUGUUUUAGCGUCGAUAUUAUUAAACGAAUUCAACAAUGCUUGAUAUAUAGAUUAUUGUUGCUAAUAUAAAACUAUGUUGAUUAUAUAUACACAAGACUCAUUAAAUGAUAGUUGAAUAAGAUUGUAAAUGAGAAUUCAUUUUAUAAAGUAACAUGACUCAGGACAAUAUCGGUCACCAAAUGCUUUUACUUUUAG
Messenger RNA from Ciona intestinalis (vase tunicate), 4904 nucleotides. Lineage: Eukaryota; Metazoa; Chordata; Ascidiacea; Phlebobranchia; Cionidae. The record is from RefSeq and is a predicted model, not a curated record.